This is a messenger RNA of Oryza sativa Japonica Group (Japanese rice), 3066 nucleotides long. The record is from RefSeq and is a predicted model, not a curated record. Lineage: Eukaryota; Viridiplantae; Streptophyta; Magnoliopsida; Poales; Poaceae.
CCGCGCAAUCAAUCGAACCUUCUGAAGCCUGAAACCAACGAUGCGGUCGCAUAUUCGCAUUGCCGCAGCUAACGCCUAGCGCCGGCGGCGGACUGGCGGUGGAUGCUACGCCGGACUCCCCGACUGCUCGCCGCCGUGAACCCCGCCACCGCGGUUCGCUCCACAGCCGCGCUCGUCCAGAUCGCCUCCCCUCUCGACCCCUUCCUCCUCCACCAACUCACAGCUCGCUUUCACCAUGCACCGGCGGAUGCCCACCACCUGCUCGACGAAACGCCGCGCAGAGCCAGCUCCAUCGUGCGCGCGCUCGGCGCAUGCAGGGGCGCGUCACGCGAGGAAGCGGACGGCGUCGCGGCCCUCCACUGCGCGGCUCUCAAGUCGGGGGCCGUGCUGGAUCCGCCCGUGCGCACGUCCGUCAUCACGGCCUACUCCCGGGUGCGCGACGUGUGCUCCGCUCUGCAGGUGUUCGACGAGGCCGCUGCACCGGACUUGAUCCUGUGGAAUGCCGCGAUCAGUGCUUUGACGUUGAACUGCCGUUAUGGCGAUGCUGUGGUCCUUUUCCGGUGGAUGGUGGACGUGCUUGGGGUGAUUGAUUCGACGUCAAUGGUCAUUAUGCUGUCGGGGGCGUCCCGUGCAAGGAGCUUGGAGCAUGGGAUUGCCUUUCAUGGAAUGGCACUGAAGAGAUGCCUAGACACUGAUCUGAGCCUUUGGAAUACUCUCAUGGACAUGUAUGCAAAGUGUGGGGAUUUUUACUCUUCGGAGGUUGUGUUUCAGAGGAUGCCAUAUAGGGACACUACAUCAUGGAAUUCUAUGGUAAGUGGAAGCUUAUUUAAUGGACUUGCUGAGAUUUCAGCAUAUUACUUCAAGGAAAUGGUCCGUUCCAGUUUUCAGGCAGAUGAGGUGAGCCUGUCUUGUGUCCUUUCAGCUUGCUCUCAUCUCAAGGACCUGUUCUCCUUUGGGGAGUCUGUCCAUAGCUCUGUGAUCAAACUCGGUUACGAAGACACUACCAGUUCGGUGGCAAAUUCCCUGAUAACAUUCUAUUAUGAGCUUGGGUUUCCAGAGGCUGCAGAGGAGGUAUUUCUAAGCACUUCCAACAAAAAUUUGGUAACAUGGAAUGCUAUGAUCAAGGGGCUGGUAGAGAAUGAUAGAGUUAAUGAAGCCAUGUGUAUGUUCCAAGAAAUGAGAUCAAAGAACCAGCCAGAUGUUGCCACUUUAGUGACUAUAAUUUCAGCUUGUGGUGAUCAUGGCCUACUUCCUGAAGGGAAAGAAGUCCAUGGAUACAUAAUAAAAAAAGGACAUAUUUACGAGGAGUGUUCUGUAGGAAAUAGCUUACUUGAUUUGUAUAUGAAAUGCAAUGACCCAUCUACAGCACGCAUUUUGUUCAGGACAAUGCCAAUGAGAGACCUGAUCUCAUGGAACACAAUGAUUUCUGGUUACUCAAGAAACGAUUCACUUGGAGAAGAGGCUAAAGCUAUGUUCAAAGGACUACUAUCUGAAGGCCUAAGCUGCACCUUGAGCACUGUGGUAGCUGUUAUACCUUCAUGUUUUUGUCCACAAGACCUUAACUUUGGCAAGUCUGUUCACUCUUUCAUCCUGAAGUAUGGGUUUCUGACUGGAGUUUCAGCUGCUAACUCUCUGAUACACAUGUAUAUAUGCUGUGGUGACUCUCUGGCCGCCUUUUCACUGCUGGAAAGCAUAACUCCCAUAUCAGAUAUUAUUUCAUGGAAUACAGCAAUUGUGGGCUGUGUACAAAAUGGACUCUACGGAGAUGCGUUAGAAGCCUUUCAGUUUAUGCAUUCAACGUUAACACUAAAUCCUGAUAGCAUUACAUUAGUCAGUGUUUUAUCAGUAUGUGGAAACCUGAAACUGCAGUCCCUUGGGAAGUCCAUCCACUGCAUGGCGCUAAAGCGCUUGAUUGAAUUCAAUUUAAGGGUAAAGAAUGCCCUGCUUACCAUGUACUUCCGAUUUGGAGAUACUGAAAGUGCUGAGUUAAUUUUCUCUAGUCUCGUUGGUAGAAAUCUGUGCUCCUGGAAUUGCAUGAUCUCUGGUUUUGCACAGAAUAACGAAGGCUUGAGGGCAUUUCAGUUCUACAAGAAGAUGGAGGAUUUUGAACCCAAUGAAAUAUCUAUUGUCGGCAUUAUCUGUGCUUGCACUCAACUUGGGGAUCUUAGGCAAGGAAAGAACAUUCAUGGGCAUGUGGUCAGGUUUGGUCUGCAAACUAACGUUUUUAUUUCAGCAUCACUUGUUGAUAUGUAUAGUAAGUGCGGAAGACUGGACAUUUCGAUCAGAGUAUUUGAAUCUUCUGCUGAAAAAUCGAUUGCUUGCUGGAAUUCCAUGAUAUCAGCUUUUGGAUUCCAUGGGCUUGGGUUGAAAUCGAUUGAAAUUUUCUGGAAGAUGAAUAAUUCUGGAGUGAAAGCUACAAGAAGUACUUUUAUUGCUCUGUUGUCAGCUUGCAGUCACUCUGGACUUACUGAUGAAGGAUUGAAGUACUACCAUCUUAUGAUAGAACAUUUUGGGAUUAUCCCAACCCCAGAACACCAUGUCUGUGUUGUAGACAUGCUUGGGCGUGCUGGUCGGCUGCAGGAAGCACAUAAGUUUGUGGAGAGUUUACCAUCGAAACAAGCACAUGGAGUCUGGGGUGCGCUGUUAAGUGCUUGCAGCAAGAAAUCUGAACUGAAGAUGUGUGAAUCCGUUGCCAAGCAUUUGCUCUGUCUGGAGCCUGAAAAUAGUGGAUAUUAUGUGACCAUGUCUAACCUGUAUGCGUAUCAAGACAUGUGGAGUGGCGCAGUGCAAGUCAGGGACAUUUUGCAAGAUAAAGGAUUGAUGAAGCCCCGUGGCCGCAGCAUCAUCGGUUAAACUUCACAAAUCUAAAAAUGUAUUAAGAAAAAUGUGGAGAAGGGUAUACAUGCAAAUACUAAAUUCCAUAGGGAUGGUAUAAAAAAGUAGUUAUAAGAGGGGAAUAGGCACCAGAUGAGCAGAAGCAUGGAUGGAUGGAUGGCUCUGUUUGAGACACGCCACCACCCAAUCGCUCUCUGCACUCCCCUCCCCCUCUGCACCACUCAAACCCCG